Leptosomus discolor (cuckoo roller) is the source of this 952-nucleotide messenger RNA. The record is from RefSeq and is a predicted model, not a curated record. NCBI's taxonomy places the organism in Eukaryota, Metazoa, Chordata, Aves, Leptosomiformes, Leptosomidae.
AUGUUUGAUACUCUUGGACUCAUUUGCAUGAUUUGGUGGUGUAUGAUGCUGUUUCAUCCCUUGCAUGCUGACAUCCAGUGCAUCGGGGAGGCACAAGAAUCACCUAUUACAAAUGUGAAAAUGAAUUGGAGAAAAAUGGAACUGUCCUGGGAAAGCAGCAAGAAUUUCUUUAAGUACAAAUGUACCAUCAUGAACAGUGACAUGGAACGUGUACCGAGAGAGGUGAAUAGUUCACUAUGCAGGUUUCCAGUGGAACAAUACAUAUCUCUGCACAAAGGAGUAUUCUUUAUCAUUGAAGUGCCAAACACAAACAUCUCAAAAACCUGCAGCUUCAUCCCUGGAGGCAUGAAUGGGUCGGCCAUUGAAAACUUCUCCUGUGUGAUUUAUAACAUUUCCCUCAUGAACUGCACUUGGCAGGCAGGCAGGGAUGCUCCAGGAGAUACCCAAUAUUUUCUCUACUGGCAGAACUCAAGAGAUGACGAUGUGACGGAAUGUGAUCUUUAUAUUAAAGAUGAAACUGGCAGAAACAUGGGAUGUAGAUUCCAUAAUGUGAGGAUAGAGACUGAAAAAGCUUACUUCCUGGUGAAUGGGUCUAGCAAAGACUCCCUGAUCCAGUUCUAUGAUAAGUACAUGGACCUGUAUAAGAUUGAAAUCCUCACUCCUCCAUUAAAUGUCACUGCUAGUUGUACUAGAGAUUCAGAGGGUUGCAUAAUUACAUGGCAACCACCCAUUACAAGUCAUGUGGAAAAUAUAUGGUGUUUUCAGUAUGAAAUUAGCAUACAAAAUAAGGAUGAGCCUGAAAAAAAGAAAAAGGAUUCUCCUGUAAGGAAGAACAGCUACGAAUUCCAAAAUUACAAUGAGAAAAAAAAAUACAAUCUGAAAAUCAGAGCACGUGGAAAAAAUUGCCUCAUAAGCUCAAACUGGGGGCAAUGGAGUGAACCCAUCGAGUUUG